This is a messenger RNA of Lepus europaeus (European hare), 2685 nucleotides long. It is a transcript of the gene CNOT7, whose product is annotated as CCR4-NOT transcription complex subunit 7. The transcript has 7 exons. Gene Ontology annotation, cellular component: P-body; CCR4-NOT core complex; CCR4-NOT complex. Gene Ontology annotation, molecular function: nucleic acid binding; poly(A)-specific ribonuclease activity. NCBI's taxonomy places the organism in Eukaryota, Metazoa, Chordata, Mammalia, Lagomorpha, Leporidae. The coding region runs from base 371 to 1228 and encodes 285 amino acids. The record is from RefSeq and is a predicted model, not a curated record.
UGUACCUGGGGCUUCGAUGUGGGACGGAAAUUGGUAGUGGAGGGCGGUGGCCUAGAUCGCCUUAAAACCGUUCCCGCGGCAGUGUUUGGGAGUCCAUCUGGUUCCAGUAGAUGUUAUCAACACCUUCGUUCCCUGCCAGUGAAGAGCGUUAUCUAGGAUGUGAACGCCGCUGUGCUGUCCUCUUGUUUCUCUGGGAGACUUCAGUACGGAGAUGCCUCUUCAGUUAAAAGGCGUUUGGUACCCCUCUCGGGCUUCUGGACCUGCAGUAGAGAGAGGUACAUAAAUAAAGGAUAAAGUAUUUUAUGAAACAAAUCUUCAAUCAAGUAUAACAUUUUGAUGCUUGGCAUCUAGACUCUCUUGUGCCCUCACUAUGCCAGCAGCAACUGUAGAUCAUAGCCAAAGAAUUUGUGAAGUUUGGGCUUGCAACCUGGAUGAAGAGAUGAAGAAAAUUCGUCAAGUUAUCCGAAAAUACAAUUACGUUGCUAUGGACACUGAGUUUCCAGGUGUGGUUGCAAGACCUAUUGGCGAAUUCAGGAGCAAUGCUGACUAUCAGUACCAACUAUUGCGGUGUAAUGUAGACUUGUUAAAGAUAAUUCAGCUAGGACUGACCUUUAUGAAUGAACAAGGAGAAUACCCUCCAGGAACUUCAACUUGGCAGUUUAAUUUUAAAUUUAAUUUGACGGAGGACAUGUAUGCCCAGGACUCCAUAGAGCUGCUAACAACAUCUGGUAUCCAAUUUAAAAAACAUGAGGAGGAAGGAAUUGAGACCCAGUACUUUGCAGAACUUCUUAUGACUUCUGGAGUGGUCCUCUGUGAAGGGGUCAAAUGGUUAUCAUUUCAUAGUGGUUAUGACUUUGGCUAUUUAAUCAAAAUCCUGACAAACUCCAAUUUGCCCGAAGAAGAACUUGACUUCUUUGAGAUCCUUCGCUUGUUUUUUCCUGUCAUUUAUGAUGUGAAGUACCUCAUGAAGAGCUGCAAAAAUCUUAAAGGUGGAUUGCAGGAAGUUGCUGAACAGUUAGAGCUGGAACGGAUAGGACCACAACAUCAGGCAGGAUCUGAUUCAUUACUCACAGGAAUGGCCUUUUUCAAAAUGAGAGAAAUGUUCUUUGAAGAUCAUAUUGAUGAUGCCAAAUAUUGUGGUCAUUUGUAUGGCCUUGGUUCUGGUUCAUCCUAUGUACAGAAUGGCACAGGGAAUGCAUAUGAAGAGGAAGCCAACAAGCAGUCAUGACAUGAAAUAGUCCUUUUAUUUUAUUUGAGCUACACACAUGCUUGUAUAUAGGUUUUAUCUCUGGUUGAAUCCCUUGAACAAUAGACAAUACUUUCCCCCCUUUCAUAGCCCAUUUUAUUUCCUGCCUUUCAGUACUAAGUAUGACCAUUCCUAUCUCAGAUAUCAAUAAAUAGAAAUGCAUUCAGGUAAAAUUUGGCCUUAAUUUAAUACACUUGUUAGCAAGCGUGUGUGACAGAAGAGUGGGGAAAGCUACAUCAUACUGAAUAUUUUGAUAAACUUACUGACUUGAGGUUUGUUUUUCCCCUUUCCUAAAUUAACUAGCACUGACUGUAAUUUAUUUCCCUGUUUCAUGUCUCUCCCUUCCAUUCUACAGGAGUUUUAGCUAUUUGAGAUUGUGGACCAUCAAUUUUGCACUUUAGAGAGUGAUUCUGACUCAGAUCCUCUGUUCCAUCAGAUAUUUUGGUUUUUCUUGCUCUUAGGUGGAAAAAUGACCAUCUGCCAACUUUAUACAGUAUUUUCUUGUUUUUGAACCCAUAUUACAGCACUUUCAUGGUGCAAAUUGUUGAUUAAGCAAGACUAACAAGAAAAAGAGACAAGGAAAUACUGAGGAGCUUAGUAACUGUUGUUUCUAUAUGUAGUGUUUAAUCUUCCAAGCACAUCUGCUGUCUGUCAGUUUCUAAUUGGCUUGUGUAGGCUGCUCUGUGAUUGAAGAAUUUGCAAACCAGCUUUACACCCUUCAGGAAAAAAUCCCUUGUGAUUGGACAUUUAGUAUCUGCCAGGAAACUGGUAUUCAUGUUGUUGAGGGUACAGUUUUAUGAUAGCACACGUCCCCUGAUCUGCUUAUUAUUCCGUCACUAUUUACCCUUUUAUUUUGUAACCAUACUUACAAUGUCCAUGAUUUGUUAAUUACACAAAUCAAUUUCAUUUAAAGUCCAAAGAUAACAAGUCUUUAGGUAUAUUUUUAUCAAAUUAAAAGACAAAAAAUUGUGCUUUCAUAGUUACUACAAAGUUAAAUAAUGGAGAGAUUUGGUGCAAAAUAAAACACAAAAAUAUAUAUAUAUACAUAUAUGUAUAGCUAAUAAAACUACCUGAGGAGUGUAAUGCUUGUUUAUUUUUUUGUGUAUAUCUUUGCAAUCUAUUUUAUAUAUUUUGACAAAAGAGACUGUGAAAUAUUAGCCAUGCAGAAUAUGUGACCAGACCAGAGCAUGUGCAGGAAGACUUUUUGGUAAUCAUUAACUCUACCUUGAAAUGAUGGACUCCAAGUUAUAAUGUGUUAUCUGCACUUCAAUCAGUAAUAUUAGCAAAUCUCCAAAUGUUAGCCACAUUGGUUUGUUUCCCCUGUACAUUCUUUAUUCCUGACAAUAUAAUACUGUAACUGGGUGGUCCUUUUUAAACAAAACAUGAUUUGCAAAACAGAGGGUAUUAUUUGUUUUUAAAGCUUUUGUAAAUAAAGGCUU